Messenger RNA from Spodoptera littoralis (African cotton leafworm), 666 nucleotides. The record is from the annotation of a GenBank genome assembly. NCBI's taxonomy places the organism in Eukaryota, Metazoa, Arthropoda, Insecta, Lepidoptera, Noctuidae.
AUGGAAGUCGAGAACACUGAUUUAAAAGAUUUUAAACUGAGACCGAUGAAAUGCGAGUGCAACUUUCUGAGUAAAUCCGAUGGAUCGGCUAUUUUGUCUCAAGGUCAAACCGUGGCACUAGUGAGUGUGAACGGCCCUCUAGACAUUAAGAUGACUAGCCAGAGCAUAGAGAAGGCUACACUUGAGGUCCUAUUCACUAGCAAGGUUGGAAAACCUUCAGUAGCAGACAGAUACAAGGAGCAUGUGAUCAGACAGACAUGUGAGAGUGCUAUCCUGGGCAGUCUGUACCCAAGAACUGGCAUCACAGUCACCAUACAGGAGUUGGAGGACUAUGGAGGCUUCACAGUAUGUUCAAUAAACUGUGCGUGCCUGGCGUUACUGAACGCGGGCGUAGCGAUGCGGCACACGUUCGCCGGCGUGUCCUGCGCCGUGGACGAGCACGGCAACAUACAGCUCGACCCCGACGCCACGCAGCUUGAGACAGCUCGCGCCACCAUGAACUUUGUCUUUGAUAGCAGAGAGAAGAGGCUGAUUACUUCCCUGACAAAUGGCAGUUUUAGUGAAGAUGCGUAUAAAGAAGCCCUCGAGCGCUGCCGGUCAGCUAGCCAACUGGUGUUCGAUUUCUAUAAGGAUAUUGUUAGCAAAUACUCUUAUGUUAUUGGAUAA